Chironomus riparius is the source of this 420-nucleotide messenger RNA. The record is from the annotation of a GenBank genome assembly. NCBI's taxonomy places the organism in Eukaryota, Metazoa, Arthropoda, Insecta, Diptera, Chironomidae.
AUGAAAUUCUCUUUAGUCUUAUUGUCAAUUUUAAUGACUGUCGCAAAUAUUCGAGCUACUUUUGACUGGAGUAACUUAGAUUUGAUGAAUUUUCAAUAUUUUAAAUAUCCAUCAACAACAUCAAAACCUUUAUUCUUCAAAUCUAACGGACAUUUGUAUUCUAUCCGUAAAAUUCCUGAAACACCAAGCAAAUUUGAGGAUUUCAUCAACAGAAGUAAGGCAAUGUAUACAUACAUAAAAGCAGUUGCACUUGGAACAAAUGAAGAGAGAAUCAGAACAACACAUAUUGUAGAUCCUGAUAUGGGAGAAAAAUUAAGUCAGCAAUUUCAAUUUAAACAUGGAAAAGGUGCAGAAAAGCUUGUUGAAUUUUUAGGGACUGGACCAUCUCAUGAAAGUUUAAAGAGUGCCAAUGUAAUUUAA